CAGAAAGAGAAGCUUUAGAAGAAACAGAAAUACUUUUAUUCCAAGAAAAACUCAUGCUAAUAGAACAUAGUUAUUACCCACCUAAGGAUACAAACGAAUAUAACACUACUAAUCCAACUGAAAUAAAAACAUAUAUACACCCUGCGAAUAACCAAAAACCAAUACAAAUGGAACCGCAUAACCAUGAAACAUGA
Messenger RNA from Racocetra persica, 194 nucleotides. NCBI's taxonomy places the organism in Eukaryota, Fungi, Glomeromycota, Glomeromycetes, Diversisporales, Gigasporaceae. The record is from the annotation of a GenBank genome assembly.